UUACCAGACUGAACAAAUCCACUGACGCAAGACGGAGACGCUGGAAGGCUUAAAUCCUGAUUCCCUGCACUAGAAAAACAUGGAUUUCCUGGAGCUGAUAUUCACUUUGCUGGGUGCAGUAGUUGUCGUCUACUAUGGAGGGAAGCUUGUGCUCUUCAGUAGGAUGCUUUUUCCUAAAUGGUGUUUUCCUCUGUCAAAGACCUUCUUCACCUCUAUGGGAGAAUGGGCAGUGGUGACUGGUGCGUCAGAAGGCAUAGGAAGAGCUUAUGCAUUUGCACUUGCUGACCGAGGAAUGAAUGUUGUCAUCAUGAGUAGAACUAAAGCAACGCUGGAAAAGGUGGCAGAGGAAAUCGGUGAAACCACAGGACGGAAGGUGAAAGUGAUCGUGGCAGACUUCAGUGAGGAGAAUGUCUUCAGGAAAAUAGAGGAAGAGUUAAAAGACCUUAAAGUUGGCGUUUUAGUUAACAACGUUGGGGUGCUCCCCACCUUUAUCCCCUGUAAGUUUCUCGAUUCUGAGGAUCUGGACAAGACAAUAACAAAGGUGAUAAACUGCAAUGUGAAAACAUUGUGCAAGAUGUGCAAAAUAAUCCUCCCAGGCAUGGAGAACAGGAAUAAAGGCGUGAUCAUCAAUGUCGCUUCAGGAAUUGCUUCUUUUCCCUUUCCACUCUAUACCCUUUAUGCUGCAUCAAAGGUAUUUGUGGAAAGAUUUUCUCAAUGUCUCCAAGCAGAGUACAAAGAUAGAGGGAUCAUCAUACAGGCUGUGGCUCCUUUCGGGGUCUCCACUCGGAUGGCGGGUUUCCAAAAAACGAACAUAGUGACUCUGCUGCCUGAAUACUUUGUACAAAAAUCCCUGCAGUACCUCAAAGCUGGAGACAAAAUCAACGGCACUAUCUGCCACACACUCCUGGCCUGGUUGCUGCAGUCUAUUCCUCUUAAGCUUUUCUAUGCUGAGAUUGUGCUGCAAGGCUUACAGGACUACGUUAAAAAGAAAACAGGUCAGAGUGAAUCAGUUUCUGAGUCAAAAAUGGAAUCUAAGAAUGGUAUGAGAAAAUAGGAAAACAUGAAAUUGUUGAAUCCACUUUUAAUAAUAGAACCGAUGGAUGCUGUGAACAACAGAAGGAGUUGAUUAUUAUGAUUUUUAUGUUUUUAUAUGUACAUAUUUAUGGCUAAAAUUAUAAAGACCUAUGAUUUCCUGUUAUUUCCAAAUGUGUAAAAACAAACCCUCAAUAAAUGAAGCGUAACACACUAAUGCGCAGCUAUAUAGUUUUAUUGUACAAGCUGUUUAAAACUGUUUUUUGUCAUAAUUUCGUAUCUCCUGAUUUAUCAGUCUUUGUUGUAUCUGCUAUAGCGUUAUUCAAAUAGAUGCCAGGUAAAUGUAUCACAAACUAUUAAAAAUAAAUUGCAGCUCUGUGUAACUCAU
Messenger RNA from Gambusia affinis (western mosquitofish), 1420 nucleotides. It is a transcript of the gene hsd17b3, whose product is annotated as hydroxysteroid (17-beta) dehydrogenase 3. NCBI's taxonomy places the organism in Eukaryota, Metazoa, Chordata, Actinopteri, Cyprinodontiformes, Poeciliidae. Gene Ontology annotation, cellular component: endoplasmic reticulum. Bases 80 to 1054 code for a protein of 324 amino acids. Gene Ontology annotation, molecular function: testosterone dehydrogenase (NADP+) activity. The transcript has 11 exons. The record is from RefSeq and is a predicted model, not a curated record.